This is a messenger RNA of Prosopis cineraria, 1319 nucleotides long. RefSeq names its product dihydroceramide fatty acyl 2-hydroxylase FAH1-like. Gene Ontology annotation, molecular function: iron ion binding; fatty acid 2-hydroxylase activity. Bases 359 to 1072 code for a protein of 237 amino acids. Gene Ontology annotation, cellular component: membrane; endoplasmic reticulum. Lineage: Eukaryota; Viridiplantae; Streptophyta; Magnoliopsida; Fabales; Fabaceae. The transcript has 8 exons. The record is from RefSeq and is a predicted model, not a curated record. Gene Ontology annotation, biological process: fatty acid metabolic process; lipid biosynthetic process.
AGAGAAGAAUAGUUCAAUUUUUUCGUUUCAGUCGCUGCUUAAUUUGAAAUGUUAUUAAGUAUAACUUGGGUAAUGCCUAUUUACCUGUCAAGUUGGGGAAGAAUUUCUUUUCUUUUCUUUUUAGUUAAAAAUAUGUAAAUUUUAGGAAUUGAGAUGUUUUUAGCUGCAUGGUUCUGCGUUGAGUUUUUUGAAAGCUACGAGCUGAUGUGAUUUUCCUUCUAUAUUUGAGUUAAACCUGAGGCGAACAAUCCCGAUUCCACUUGAAUCCCCCUGUGAAAAGGACUCUGCGCUCUGGAAGUGGGGUAAACUGAGAGGGAAUCCGUUGUAUGGGACAACUAGCGUGGGUCCCGUUCCCAAGAUGGUUGCGCAGGAUUUUGUAGUUGAUUUGAACAAGCCACUUGUCUUCCAGGUCGGCCAUCUGGGAGAAGCUUAUGAAGAAUGGGUUCACCAGCCGAUUGUGAGCAAGGAAGGCCCUCGUUUUUUCGAAAGUGAUUUUUGGGAGUUCUUGACCCGCACAGUCUGGUGGGCGAUUCCAGUCAUUUGGUUGCCAGUUGUAUGCUGGUUUAUCUCUGUCUCUGUGCGAAUGGGUCUCACCUGCCCUCACAUCACUGUACUGGUGGUCCUCGGCAUUUUUACUUGGACAUUGCUUGAAUAUUCAUUGCACCGGUUCCUUUUCCACAUUAAAACAAAAACUUACUGGGGAAAUACAAUUCAUUAUCUUCUUCACGGCUGCCACCAUAAGCACCCCAUGGAUGGCUUGAGGCUUGUUUUCCCCCCUGCUGCAACUGCUGUAUUAUUGAUGCCGUUCUGGAACUUGGUGAAGCUUAUAGCCACUCCCUCAACGGCUCCCGCUCUGUUUGGAGGUGGUUUAUUGGGUUAUGUGAUUUAUGAUUGCACGCAUUACUAUUUGCACCAUGGUCAGCCAAAGGGUGAAGCGCCCCGCAAUCUCAAGAAGUAUCACAUGAACCAUCACUUCCGGAUCCAGGAUAAAGGCUUCGGCAUUACUUCAUCAUUAUGGGAUAAGGUCUUUGGAACGUUUCCUUCAUCAAAAAUUGAUGCAAAGAGCAGAUGAGUUACUACCGAAUAUAGCAUUUAUUCAUUGGUUUAGAUCAUAGCAAAAUUCAGGUGUCCAGACAAAUGUAUCCAGCAAUUGCUACUUUUAUCUGUGUAUUCAAUGUUGCUCAUUAUUAAUGCUUUGAAGAAUUAGCGUGCAUCUUGUGUUAGUUUUAUGCUGCCUCAUCCACAACAAAACAUUCUGUAAAAAGUAUUGAUAUGUUAUGCAUGAGGUUUUUGGCGGGAAAUUUUCCUGCUUGUCUGCA